Messenger RNA from Diachasmimorpha longicaudata, 2358 nucleotides. RefSeq names its product RB-associated KRAB zinc finger protein-like. The coding region runs from base 355 to 1251 and encodes 298 amino acids. The transcript is spliced from 2 exons. The record is from RefSeq and is a predicted model, not a curated record. NCBI's taxonomy places the organism in Eukaryota, Metazoa, Arthropoda, Insecta, Hymenoptera, Braconidae.
UGUAUCGUCAAGGUCAACACGUGUCAAUCCUGUGGGUCAGACGAUGGCCCAUUGUUUACAGGAUUGUGUUUGGGAUGUAAAGUUUUCAUACGAUUCGGGAAAGACAGAGGACGAACUCCACAAUGUUAAUGUCAUCGUAAUCGGUGUGUAUAUCGUUUCCUGGUCAGUAUCGAUUCACUGGUGAUUGAGUGAGUACUUCCAGGAGAGUACGUACCUCUAAUCUCUCACUCUGAGGAUCAACAGUGUUGGCAGCUGAACGACGGUCUCACUGUCAUUGUUUGAACAUUUUGGGGGAGAUAAAAAUUGGGGCCAAGAGGUGGGCGUUUGUGUUGACGGAAGUUGACAAGGUGUAUCAUGCGUGUGAAGAGUUCACCAAAGCGUACAGUGAGAAUGAACAAUGAUAAACAAAUUAACGAUGAGGUCACGAGGGAUUCUGGGAAAGAUAGUUCAUCGUCGCGAGAGAAUUUGUCGCAAAUGUCUGAGGAAUCGUCUUCUAAAUCCAAACAGAAAGAAUGUAUCGGAAUUUGGAAUGUCCUUGAUUUGACGAUAACAGGACCAUCGUCCCCUUGCGACGAUUGCUGGAAAGAGACAGAGACGUGUUUACCAUUGGAUUACUCCGCCGCUACAUUAUCACUGUGCGAACCGAUUGAUCUAUCGACAAAGGCCCGGCCACCAAGUCCACCCAAUAAUUCUCCACCACCAUCAAGACAGACCAAAGAAUUCAAGGACACAUUUCUGUACAAAAUGCUGACCGAUCCACUGUUCGUGGAGAACCUAAAAGGCACCAAAAACGCUGUCACCUACUCGUGUCCAUUCUGCAAGAAGCAAUUUCCCGAUGAGAGCAGUCUCGUGCUGCACCAGAAGCCGAUUGUUAAUGAACUCAACAAAAUAGCAUGCUGUGCGUGCAACAAAACGUUUACGCAGAAACGUUACUUGCGUUAUCACCAGAGAUCACAUUCAGAGAGAACUAAGUACACCUGUGACAUCUGCACCAAAAAGUACUCGAGACAGGAUAACUUGACUCGUCACAACACAUUCCACACGAAUCCUGACAAGUUUCCCUGUAUUUAUUGCGAACGAACGUUCAGUAGAAAGGAUUUGUUGAACAAACACAUCAAAGGACACGAGAAUCGAUUCAAUUAUCACUGCGAAAUUUGUGAUAAGUACUUCAAGGGUUCAUUGUCACUGGACAAUCAUCAGAAACAUUAUCAUAAGAAGGAUACGCCCGGUGAAAGUGAAGCGCUUGUAUAGAAUAUUUUCAUUAAUUUUGAUAAAUAUUGCGAGCACUGAUAAAAUAUUGAAAAUAAAUUUUUUUUCAUUGCAGGAGAUAUUAGUUGAGUAGGAUUCUAGGGAUAACUUAUUGCUUGUUAAUUUUGUUCUAAUUUGGAAAAUUCAUACGUAAAUCCAUAUGUCCUCACUCGUUUUUGUUCAAUUGCGAUUGUGAGAGACAAAUAACUCGAGAAUUCAGAUAAUUGCUGUGGAAAAUUGUGGAAAAAAGUAUGAGGAAAGCCGUGUUACAUCUCAAAUGAACCGUCACCCAUUACCAAAUUGAACUUUUUUUUUUCUUCAUUUCGCGUUCAUUUCACCCUAUUUUCCUUCAUAUGCUGUGGCAAUCUUCUGUUUUCUGUAGCCAAUAAGGAAAUCUUGGGUGAUUUUUUUUCAUUAGAAAACUGGUAUUUUCUAAAUUUUGCCAUCUUAUUUUUGUUUAUAAAUUGAAUCGAAAAAGUAUUUCGACUGAUCACACACGUUGAGUUUCGGCCAGAAGUUAUUUUACAUUUCACUGUUUUCGUUUCGAAAUUGAAUGUCUUCUGAGUUCGGAAGCUAAAAAAAUUUGACUAAAAUGCAUUCAAAAGCUCAGACUAGCUCUAAAAGACACUAAAAAAAUUCUGUUUGAUGAUAAAAAAUAGAAAGUGUUGACAUGUAAUCAAUAAAAAUCAACCCGACAACUGUAGUGAUUAAAAAAAAAUUCUGUCUACGAAAGAUUCUGUCGAAAGAAAUAGAAAAAAAGUUGAGAAUAACUCUUCGCAGACUGCCAAUCUCAUGCGAAAUCAAUCGAUAUUAAUUUCGAAAAGGUGCAUCAACGGUCGCGUCAUUUGACAUGAAAUACCUCACCACAAUUCACCGGUAAAAACUUUAAAAGUAUUGCGUAAAAAAAUGAUGAAAAUUCACCAUAAAAUGGAAAACUAGAGCAACUGACAUGUGUUACUACAUUCACCUUUUUUGUCCCUCUCUUCCUCUCCUCAAUACCUUUUUGAAAAUGAGAACACCCACCCACCAGUUCUCUUUGCUUUUAAAUUAAUGCAAUUAAGUCGAGCGUUAAAAUAUCGUACUUAAUUCGCCGUCGGCGCCUUUGUUUCA